GGCACAAAGCCCGGCUGAGCCCCAACGCCGCGGGUCGCUCCCGCGCACUCCCCAGCCGCCAUCCCCGCCGCCUCUCGGGGCGGGUCCAGGCCGGCGGUGCUGCUGACCCCGGCCCGCCCCGCGUCGCACCCAGCCCAGCCCCGCACCUGCCUCCCGGCGCCGCCCCGCUCCCCGCCCCGCGCGGAGCCUCCGCCGAGUUCGGCCGAGCCGCCUGGGGAGCUGCUGCCGGAGCCGGCCCCCGCCAUGGGCACCGUGCGCGGGCGGAUGCGCUGCAUCAAGAUCCUGCUGUUCAUCUUCAACCUGACCUUCUGGCUGGCAGGAUUGGCUGUCAUUGCCUUUGGUCUAUGGCUGAGGUUUGGUGGAGUUAUGGCAGACUUUGCUUCAGAUAAAAGGUCUCCAGAGUAUUUCUUCAUGGGACUCUAUGUCUUGGUGGGAGCAGGGGCUCUCAUGAGCACAGUUGGAUUUUUUGGGUGCUGUGGAGCAGCGCGGGAGUCUCAGUGCUUACUUGGAGCAUUCUUUGCUUGCCUGUUGGUGAUAUUUGCAGCUGAGGUCACUGCUGGAGUAUUUGCCUUUAUAGGCAAAAAAGUGGCAAUACAGGAAGCCCAGAAAAUCUAUGAAGACAUUUAUGAUGACUAUAUGAAAAACCCAGGCGGGAAGGUCAACAGAACCAUCUAUCACUUACACGUGGCUCUCCACUGCUGUGGUAAAGAUAACAUGGAACAACAAAUGGGAUUACCCUGCCCAGAGAAUAUCCAGUUGCCAAAGAACUGCCUGGUUGAAAUCCAGAAUGUAAUUGAUGCUAAUCUGCAUUUACUUGGAAUUGUUGGAAUUGCAAUUGCUGGCAUCACAAUCUUUGGCAUGAUAUUCAGCAUGGUUCUGUGCUGUGUGAUCCGUAACACAAGAGACAUGAUCUAAAACUUUCACUGCACAACUAUGUUCCAGGAGUUCCAGACUAAGCUUUACAAGAAGUGCUCUUCUACCCAGUUUUAAUAAUUGUAAUGCAUUUAAUUAGUGUUUUAACAUACUGAGAGGAAAAUAUCCCAUUAGAUGAGCAGGUGAAUUGUAUUAGUUGCAGUAAAAACUGACAUGAAGGGGGAAAAAAAGGUUAAAAACUUCCUUUUUAAUGAGAAGAAACCAAGGUGCAUGUAAGACUAAUUUGAUUUUUAAUGUCUGUAUGUGUGCAAUUAAGAGUUUACAUUGUGUGUGCACAUGCAUAUCUCUGCUUACAAAUGUAUGUGCACAUGACCAGGUACCUGUACAUACAGUACCUUGUUUAGGUGAGUGUGUGUUGUGUGUGCACAUUUGCGUGCUCAGCUCUUCCAGAGUCUCACUAUGCAAGAAUGUACACACACCCAGAGGUAUAGAGUGCUUGAAACCCUUUUAUACUGAGCCCCUGUUUGCCAAGAAUUAUCAGAGGAACAAAUGCCAUUGUAAAAAAUUAAGAUCUAUAAUCCAUUUUGUAACUGUUCUUUCCAAAGCCCAAACAGAGUAGAAUUAAUAAAACUGGACUUUAUUUUAAAACAUUAAUCAAUGCCCAAGGGCCUGCUCCAGCCAACUUUAAUUCAUGUGAGUAGACCUAUUGACUUCACUGUCACACAGAGAUUGGAUUUGGGGGUUUUUAGGACUGGACCCUUCAUGCACAUGCAGAAAGUUCUGGGGGAGAAAGCUAAAGAAAGAGGGGGAAAGAGGUGGGAAGCUGGCAAGAUAACGUGGUCAUUUGGGAGCAAUUGCAGUGUGAAGUGUGCUUAAGCUUGCCAAGCUAGCCUGAGACACACUCCAAAAAAAGACUU
Dryobates pubescens (Downy woodpecker) is the source of this 1790-nucleotide messenger RNA. It is a transcript of the gene TSPAN2, whose product is annotated as tetraspanin 2. Lineage: Eukaryota; Metazoa; Chordata; Aves; Piciformes; Picidae. The coding region runs from base 244 to 915 and encodes 223 amino acids. The record is from RefSeq and is a predicted model, not a curated record. The transcript is spliced from 8 exons. Gene Ontology annotation, cellular component: membrane.